Phlebotomus papatasi is the source of this 3302-nucleotide messenger RNA. It is a transcript of the gene Pex1, whose product is annotated as peroxisomal ATPase PEX1. NCBI's taxonomy places the organism in Eukaryota, Metazoa, Arthropoda, Insecta, Diptera, Psychodidae. Gene Ontology annotation, biological process: protein import into peroxisome matrix. Gene Ontology annotation, molecular function: ATP binding; ATP hydrolysis activity. Bases 115 to 3153 code for a protein of 1012 amino acids. The record is from RefSeq and is a predicted model, not a curated record. The transcript is spliced from 3 exons. Gene Ontology annotation, cellular component: peroxisome; cytosol; peroxisomal membrane.
AAAGGGAAGUAUGGCUAAAAAUAAACACACGACAUCAGCUCUUGCAGAGAUAAAAACGCAAAAUCACUGUGAAAACUUUGUGAAAAUUCUGUGGAAAAGUGUCUAUGUGGAGAGAUGUAUAGACGUACAAUGACUGUGGUUUAUAAACCACUGAAAAAUAAUCAUAUUGUCCUUCCGGAAGGCUACUUUCGUCUGGUCUCUACUUAUGAACAUGGAUGUCUCAAUGUUUCAUUCAACUAUGGUGAGACAUGUCAUCUGUCUUGGGCAUCGUAUCCGGGCACCAAUUUGCAUGAUACAGAAGUGGGAUUGAAUUCUGCAACUGCUCAGGCAUUGGGGCUCAAAGAGGGUUCUAUUGUUAAGUGUAGUUUGGUGUCUGAGGCUAAGUAUGUGGCUCGGGUGUUUGUUACUCCGGCCAGUCAGACGGAUUGGGAGAUGACACAGCUCAGUGCUUCGAGGAUUCAGGCUACAAUGCUCGAUCAAACGAAGAUUGUUGGUGUUGAUCAGAGGAUUGUGGUGUGGCUGAAUAAGAGUAUCUCAGUUGUGUUGAAAGUUGAUAAAAUUGAGCCUGAGAUGGAAUUUGGGCGAAUUGAAAAUGACACUGAAUUAAUUGUUGCACCUUUUGUGAGCAAUCAAUUGGCUCUUCCGGCCAAAAAGGCCAAUAGAACAUCUCUGCAUAUUCCUCAGGAAGAGGCAGAAGAUAAAUUUCCGGAAAUUUUGCCGAGGAAUGAUAGUAAAAGUACUGUGAAAUUUUCUGCUCUAUCAAAAAGUUCAACUGUUGCAAAUGUCUCGACAUUCAAUAAUUCCAAUAGGAUUGAACAUAAAAUUGAUCUACUGCAAGAUCUCCAUCGGGAACUUCUUCUGGAAGCCAGUACAACUGUGGAAUUUCGUGUUAUACCGAAGGAAUGGAGGGAUGAUCAUCAGAUUAAUGAGAUUUUUACCACUAGAACAAAUUUACCGCCAAAUUUUGAUCUCAGUCGUGUUUAUGUGGUGAAAAGUCCUGAGAAUCGUGAGGCUUUUGUCAGUGUGAAAAUUCGUCAGUCAGAUGAGGAUUUUCCCAGCAAUAUCUAUCCAUCGAUGGAAGUUUAUGAACCCCUUUUGCGUCUUCUGGGAGUUAAACCGUUUGAAAGGAUCGAAUUGAAGGCGAAGAAUACAGUUUUGAAUUUUAUUGAGCGAAUUGAUUUACUUCCAAGUAGAAAUUUAUCCUUCCGGGAAGGAAGGGACAUUGAGGAUAAUUUUAAGCAUUUUAUCCUGGAGAAUACGAAAAUCCUUCCAAUUGUUCUGAAUCAGGAACAAACAGUUAAAUUGGCAGAAAAUCAAUUUGUAACGAUUAAAUUGAUUCCGGAGACAUUUAGGUAUUGCCUUUUGGAUGGAGAUAUUGUCAGGGAAUCGAAGAUUUUUGUCAGUGACGAGGUGAGAGUGGUCAGGAAUGGUGGAGAUGAGAAAAAGGAUGAGGAGAGUGGAAAGAGUGAAUUUGUCAAAGUUCCAUCUUUUUUGGGAAUUGUGGAGGAUUCUGUGGAGAAUUUCAAAAGGAAUCUCUGCCUCGAUGGACGUCAGAGAAAACCUCUUCCGGAAAAUUUAUUAAUUGUGGGCGGUGCGAAUAGUGGGAAGAGUCGAAUUUGUGAAGAAAUCCUCGAGAGACUAUCAAAAGCACCGUAUCACUGCUACUUUGACAUUUUUUUCUGUUCUCGGAAUAAGGGAAGAAAACCCGAAUCAAUCCAUCGAGAUUUACGUCUCAUCUUCACCACGUGCCUCACACAGAGUCCAUCGAUUCUGCUCCUGGACAAUCUCGAUGUGCUGACCAAGAAUGUUGGAGAACAGCAUACGCAAGAUGCUGAAUACUAUGCCAAAAUCUCUGAUACCAUUCAGAGUCUAAUCCUAGAAUUCACAGCCACUGCUCCAAUUUCUGUAAUUGCCACCGUGGGGAGUGUAAAGUCUCUCUCCGGAAGGAUUUACACAACCCGGGGCAGGCAUCUGUUUCAGCGUCUUGUAAAGAUUCCCGAUCUCGAUGGUUCAGACAGGCAAUUCAUCUUACAGGAAGUGGCAGGAAAAAGUGGUGUCCGUGGUGAGGUAAAUUGGGAGAAAUUUGCCAGAUUGACAGAAGGCUAUAAAUUUGGAGAUCUUAUGCAAUUCAUAGAACGGGCAAUUUUCCACAGUGUCAAGGAGAAUUCCAAGACUCCAAGAUUUACUGAGGAUAUCCUCAAGGAAACACUAAAAAUCACAAGUAAUUUCUGCCUGGAAGGUAUAGAGAGCAAUAGUGGGAGGAAUGAAGAGGCUGACGAGGAAAUAUCCGACGAGAUACCUGGCCUUGCAAAGGCUACAGAAGUUCUCGAAGAAGUUCUUCUCUGGCCAUCAAAGUACACAAGUAUUUUUGCCGAAUCUCCGCUUCGGAAUCAAGCUGGUGUUUUGCUCUUUGGUCCACCAGGAGUUGGUAAAACCUUCCUUAUGGCCCAAAUAGCCAAAGCCUGGCAUCUGCGAAUGAUUUCGGUAAAGGGACCCGAACUCCUGGCCAAGUACAUUGGUCAGAGUGAAGAGAAUGUACGACAGUUGUUCGAUCGAGCCCGAAGUGCUCGUCCCUGUGUUCUAUUCUUUGACGAAUUCGACAGUUUAGCCCCUAGACGGGGUCAUGAUUCCACAGGAGUGACAGAUCGUGUGGUUAAUCAGCUCCUGACUGAAUUGGAUGGAGUAGAAUCACUUCAGGGAGUAACAGUCAUUGGGGCCACCUCACGUCCAGAACUUCUCGAUCCGGCUCUUUUGCGUUCUGGUCGGAUUGAUCGUCUUGUAGAAUGUCCUAUUCCUGAUACAAAUGCUCGACAGGAGAUCUUUGUGAAAUUGUCCAAGAGCCUCGAUCUAAAUGGGGAUGUUUGUUGGAAGGAGAUGGCAGAGAAAACUGCAAACUUUACAGGAGCGGAUAUUCACAGUGUUCUCACGUCUGCAACGAUGAUUGCGGUAAAAGAGGCUCUCGCGAGGAGCGAGGAAGUUCCGGAUAGUGUGAUGCUCUAUCAGAAGCAUCUUCUUGAGGCUCUAGCCACUACCAGGCCUUCACUUAGUUCGCAGGACAUUGCACGAUAUCGUAAGAUUUAUGCAAAGUUCACCAACAAAGAUCGUCAGGCAGCUAAUAGGGAUUUUGUGGCUAAAAGAGCGACUUUAGCAUAAUUUUCUUUUAGGUCAUGAAUUUGGAUUGGGCAAGGUGUAUGUAAGGUUUGGUUUUUUUGGAGAAAUAUUGUAUUGUGUUUUGGAAAGUCUAAAAAUGUCUCAAAGACUGAUUUAGAAAAAAAAAAGAAAUAAAGAAAUUUCAGUAAAAA